GUUUCUCUUUCUUCCUUCUCGCGCUCUCUCUCUCUCUCUCUGCAACCAUUCCUCCGCCUCCAUUGAUUCUCAAUUCUUCCUUUUGUUACUGUCUUUUCCUCUUUCUCCAAGGAUGCGCUAUUGACUGUUGUACACCAACUGCCGGAGGAAGGAGGAACUGCACUUUGAACCGCCGCCGUAUACUAGUUAGAGGGUUUUCUUUCGUUUUUUGUUGUCCUCAGGUUCACGAUCUGAGGCCUCUUUUCCCUUUCUGGCUUCUCAACAAUGAGCGCUUCACGGUUCAUCAAGUGUGUCACCGUUGGCGAUGGUGCUGUUGGCAAGACUUGUCUCCUUAUUUCAUAUACCAGCAACACCUUCCCCACUGAUUAUGUGCCUACAGUUUUCGACAAUUUCAGCGCAAAUGUGGUUGUGAAUGGGAGCACUGUUAACCUAGGGUUAUGGGAUACAGCUGGACAGGAGGAUUAUAACCGACUAAGGCCUUUGAGUUAUCGUGGGGCUGAUGUUUUUAUUUUGGCAUUCUCUCUCAUUAGCAAGGCCAGCUAUGAAAAUGUUUCUAAAAAGUGGAUUCCAGAGUUGAAACAUUAUGCUCCAGGAGUACCAAUUGUUCUUGUUGGAACUAAGCUUGAUCUUCGAGAUGAUGAACAGUUCUUUAUUGACCAUCCCGGUGCAGUUCCCAUUUCAGAAGCCCAGGGAGAGGAGCUCAGGAAGCUGAUCGGUGCUCCUGCGUACAUCGAGUGCAGUUCAAAAACUCAGCAGAAUGUGAAGGGAGUUUUUGAUGCCGCAAUUAGGGUUGUACUUCAACCUCCAAAGCAGAAGAAAAAGAAGGGCAAAUCUAAAGCGUGCUCGAUAUUAUGAGCAGAACUCUAGUUGUGAAAACAUGGCGUCACCCUUUGUCUGCCUGUAUUCUCUCAUCCUUUUUUUUCUUUCUUUCCUUUUGAUUAUGUAGUGGCCUGAAAGUCUGAUUUAUUUCUGUCCCGCAAUACUCGCAAUCUCUGUGAAGCAUCAUCGGGUAGUUUAUUACUGCAUUCCUGAAAAUCACGUGGUAUCGAAUGAAAAGACAUGUCAUGUUCCUCACCUUAUUUUAGCCUUUGGUUUGAAUUGUGUACUAAUAGAGAUUUGGAUACUGGAACACGCUACUACAAGGGUUAGGAAGCAACAAUUUGUUUUUGGUGGAAGGGCACUAAGAGUUGUAUUGUGAUGUGCUUGAAAAGUGUAUAUGUAUGUAUGGAGGGAAGUAGGGGAAGGAUUUGUAAUGCAAAGUGUGUGCUUCAAAGAGAAACAUUGAUGGAUUCUUUUAUAUAUAAAUUUGCAUUCUGACUUGA
Messenger RNA from Cucurbita moschata (crookneck pumpkin), 1322 nucleotides. RefSeq names its product rac-like GTP-binding protein ARAC1. Bases 265 to 855 code for a protein of 196 amino acids. Gene Ontology annotation, biological process: small GTPase-mediated signal transduction; actin filament organization; cortical cytoskeleton organization. Gene Ontology annotation, molecular function: GTPase activity; protein kinase binding; GTP binding. Lineage: Eukaryota; Viridiplantae; Streptophyta; Magnoliopsida; Cucurbitales; Cucurbitaceae. The record is from RefSeq and is a predicted model, not a curated record. The transcript is spliced from 8 exons. Gene Ontology annotation, cellular component: cytoskeleton; cell cortex; cytoplasmic vesicle.